AGGUGACGUGACAAAGCGAACCAACUCCGUUGCUGUUAACGCCGAUUAGCAAGUUUGUUGACUUUGGCAUUUUCUCGUUCUUCCCUCAACAUCAGAGCAGUGACACGAAAUAUGGACAAUAGCGGGAAAGAAAAGGAAGCAAUGGCUCUCGUUGCCGUGGCUGAUAAGAAAAUGAAGUCGUCGCAGUCGUUUUUCGGAGCGAUGUUUGGGGGUUCCUCCAAGACGGAAGAGGCCUGUGACAUGUAUGUGAGGGCAGCCAACAUGUAUAAAAUGGCCAAAAAUUGGUGUGCCGCAGGAAACGCAUUCUCCCAGGCGGCUCACCUGCACCUCCAGAUGCAGAGCAAGCACGAUGCGGCGACUAACUUCAUAGAUGCUGGAAACGCCUUCAAAAAAGCAGAUCCCCAAGAGGCCAUAAACUGCCUAAUUCGAGCUAUUGAGAUUUACACUGAUAUGGGGCGCUUCACCAUCGCAGCCAAACAUCACAUCACCAUUGCUGAAAUAUACGAGACUGAGAUGGUGGAUAUCGACAAGGCCAUUGCUCAUUAUGAACAGGCAGCCGAUUAUUACAAAGGGGAGGAGUCCACCAGUUCAGCAAACAAGUGCCUCCUGAAAGUAGCAACCUAUGCGGCCCAGCUGGAGCAGUACCCAAAGGCCAUUGAGAUCUAUGAACAGGUCGGAACCCACGCGAUGGACAGUACACUCCUGAAAUACAGCGCCAAGGAUCACUUCUUCAAGGCGGCGCUCUGCCACUUCUGUGUCGACAUGCUGAAUGCAAAACUUGCUGUGCAGAAGUAUGAAGAGAUGUUUCCAGCUUUUUCAGACGCGCGGGAAUACAAGCUGCUGAAGAAACUUCUCGAUGCCUGUGAAGAGCAGAACGUGGAGGCCUAUACUGACUCGGUGAAGGAAUUCGACACCAUUUCCCGGUUGGACCAGUGGCUCACCACCAUGCUUCUCCGCAUAAAGAAAACCAUACAGGACGAUGAGAGCGACCUGCGCUGACUUCCCCACCUGCUCAUGACCCCGAGCCCUCAGCAACCAACUUGCAUCCUACUUCUUGAGCCUCUCGCUUCCCUUCUCGCAGCCAUCUGAGUCGUUAUAUUAUAUUCCCCCGCAUAUGCUGCGUUUCUUUCCCACCAUCUGCAGUAUUUGUUCUUGCCUCUUUAAUCCGCUCGACUCAAAUGAUUCUCUUAUAACUAUGAACACCGUGUUAUUUGUUAUGAUCCAGGUCUUGGCCCAAUACAAAAAUAAUAACAAUACCAGCACACUUUUGAAAUAAAGUUUUUAUUUAAUUUUUCUCGUUACACAAUGUUUGAGAGGGUGCCAAUGUAAUGAUGGGGAUCAAAAGAAUAGUUUUUCCCAGAAUGUGUUUGAGAAUGAAUAUAUCUUACCAAAGGACACACACACUGGUCUUUGAUACCUUUUGAUUGCUGGAGUGUACUGUCGGUCAUCAGGGCACCUCUCAUCCAACAGCGCUUCAUCUCAGCUGCAGAGCUCCUCUUCAAGCAGAGAGGCCACGAGCUUCUGAGGUGACUCCAUGACUAAAUACCCACUUUGCCUUGUAUAGGGAAAAGUUCUCAGGAUGCUAGUAGCCCGAUUUGUGGAAAAAGUUAAGACAUCAAGCUUUUAAGAAGCGCUCUCAAUUGAUUUGCUAAACGUUUUGCCAUUUCCAUUUAAAGUGCUUUAAUUUUACAAAUAAUGACGAAAGAAGCUUGUCACCUUUUGUGAACAUUUGCAAAUUUCUGUUAAAGAUGAGAAGAUAAGAGCUGCCUUUUCCCCUCUGUAUAGGAGUUGGUCCUCAAGUGUGUGAGUUUGAGUGUUUUCUUAUUUUUUGUAAUAAUAUACGUGCUUUUUCUUCUGUCAUUACUAACCAGGCUGAAAAAAUGCCUGCACAGGAUGCAAUACAUCAGCUUUACUGAUCUGAACACUGCUCAUGUACCCUCCUGGUGAUUUUGUCAAGAGACUAUUGGUCUUAAAAGAUGUGUUCGUCAGUUGUGUUUCCUGUCAAGCAUUUGAAUAAACCUGUCUCAGAUGCAA
This is a messenger RNA of Pseudoliparis swirei, 2034 nucleotides long. It is a transcript of the gene napab, whose product is annotated as N-ethylmaleimide-sensitive factor attachment protein, alpha b. The record is from RefSeq and is a predicted model, not a curated record. Gene Ontology annotation, molecular function: soluble NSF attachment protein activity; syntaxin binding. Gene Ontology annotation, biological process: SNARE complex disassembly; regulation of synaptic vesicle priming; intracellular protein transport. Gene Ontology annotation, cellular component: synaptobrevin 2-SNAP-25-syntaxin-1a complex; terminal bouton; vacuolar membrane. The transcript has 11 exons. The coding region runs from base 112 to 999 and encodes 295 amino acids. Lineage: Eukaryota; Metazoa; Chordata; Actinopteri; Perciformes; Liparidae.